This is a messenger RNA of Melanotaenia boesemani (Boeseman's rainbowfish), 6162 nucleotides long. Its product is annotated as AMP deaminase 2-like. Bases 98 to 2863 code for a protein of 921 amino acids. Gene Ontology annotation, cellular component: cytosol. The transcript has 18 exons. The record is from RefSeq and is a predicted model, not a curated record. Gene Ontology annotation, molecular function: AMP deaminase activity. Gene Ontology annotation, biological process: AMP metabolic process; IMP salvage. Lineage: Eukaryota; Metazoa; Chordata; Actinopteri; Atheriniformes; Melanotaeniidae.
GCAUGAAGUAGUUCACCCCGGUCCUUCCCCCUUUUUCUGCCACGUGGUAUGUUCCAACCCAGUAUUUAAAUCCGGGAGCUUGAAGGCUGUGCUGUUCAUGCUGAAAACCGGUGUAAUCCAGGAAGCAGCCGUGACACAGAAUCAGAGGAAGAGAGGAGGACAAAAAAACUGCCUCAGCAGCACACUGAAGGUUGCGACAGUUUCAGCAAGAGAAGAAAAGGAAACACAAAAGAAGGGGAACAGUGUGAUCCUGGUGUCAGAGCAGCCUGUGUUUUGGAGAGAGCAUACGCUGUGUCGUUCUUCUCUCAUUUGCUGUCAUUCUCUCUCUUCCACUGUACCAGCGGGGGAGGGUGCAUCAGCCGUCCCAGGCCUAGUUAGAUGUCCCAGCAUCCCGCAAGAGCACAAUCAAGGCCACUGCAACCAUAACGGAGACUGUGAGAACAGGACAAGACAGCUAGAUAGAGACCUCUGUGGUGUGUCUGGGUCCGUCAAGUCCCUCAAGCCUCAGCGAUCCCUUCCAGGGACACCUGUUUCUCUGUCCCACUACCCAGUUGACCUGCGAACAUCAAUGGAGGAAAAGUACAAAGAGAUUGCAGAGGAGCUGUUCACACGCAGCAUGGCAGAGAGCGAGAUGAGAAGUGCCCCUUAUGAGUUCCCAGAGGACAGCCCCAUUGAACAGCUGGAAGAACGACGGCACCGCCUGGAGAGGCAAAUUAGUCAAGACAUAAAGCUUGAGCCAGAGAUCUUGCUCCGUGCCAAACAGGACUUCAUGAAAAUCGACAGUGCUGCAGACCUAGAGUUAAUGAAGGACAAGAGUGAGGACACUGUUGACGUUGGCUUCCCAGAUAGAGAAAUGCCGAUGGAAAGAGAGUACCAACGGGUCUCAAUAUCUGGAGAGGAGAAGUGUGGGGUGCCCUUCACUGACCUGGUAGAUGCUGCCAAGUGUGUGGUGAAAGCAUUAUUCAUCAGGGAGAAGUACAUAAAUCGCUCCAUGCAGACAUUUUGUAAGACCACAGCUCAUGCCUUGCAAGACCUCGGGAUGAAGACUCUGGAUAUGGGAAUCUAUGACGAUAUACCAGAGACCCCUGUAGAUGCUGAUGCCCCCGUCCACCCUCCAGUUUCAGAGUUUCAUCCUUAUGACAACCUGGACCCAAAGAAUAUGCCAGCAGACACAGGAUAUGGUUGUAAGAUGGUUGGUGGCGUAGUCCAUGUGUACACCAAGAAAACCAACAUGGACAAAAGUGCAGAACUUGACCUGCCAUAUCCUGACCUGAAGGAAUAUAUCGAAGACAUGAAUGUGAUGAUGUCCCUCAUAAUCAAUGGGCCAGUGAAGUCUUUCUGCUACCGUCGCCUGCAGUAUCUAAGCUCUAAGUUUCAGAUGCACAUCCUCCUGAACGAGAUGAAGGAGCUGGCAGCUCAAAAGAAGGUUCCUCAUAGAGACUUCUACAACAUAAGAAAGGUUGACACACAUAUACACGCUUCAUCCUGCAUGAACCAGAAGCACCUGCUGCGAUUCAUUAAGAGAGCCAUGAAGAAAUACCCCGAAGAGAUUGUUCACGUGGAGUGUGGCCGUGGUCAGACACUCAAAGAGGUUUUCGAGUCCAUGAAUCUUACAGCCUACGACCUGAGUGUAGAUACACUUGACAUGCAUGCGGACCGAAACACAUUUCAUCGGUUUGAUAAGUUUAACUCCAAAUACAACCCCAUUGGAGAGUCGAUCCUCAGAGAGAUCUUCAUCAAGACUGACAACUGCAUUGAAGGGAAAUACUUUGCACAUAUAGUUAAGGAGGUGAUGGCUGACUUGGAGGAGAGUAAAUACCAGAACUCUGAGCUACGACUGUCCAUCUAUGGACGUUCCAGGGAUGAAUGGGACAAUCUGGCUCAGUGGGCAGUCAGACACAGAGUGUACUCUGAUAAUGUGCGCUGGCUUGUCCAGGUGCCCCGUUUAUUUGACGUGUACCAUACAAAGAAGCAGCUGGCAAACUUCCAGGAGAUGUUGGAGAAUAUCUUCAUGCCUCUGUUUGAAGUCACAAUCAACCCCAGCAGUCAUCCUGAACUGCAUCUCUUCUUGGAGCACGUGGUGGGCUUUGACAGCGUGGAUGACGAGUCCAAACCUGAGCACCACAUUUUCAAUCUUGACAGCCCACUGCCAGCUGACUGGACAGAAGAGGACAACCCACCCUAUUCCUACUACCUCUACUACACCUACGCUAACAUGACUGUGCUCAACCACCUGCGAAGGCGACGAGGCUUCCAUACGUUUGUGCUGCGACCUCACUGUGGUGAAGCCGGGCCAAUCCACCACCUGGUGUCAGGUUUCAUGCUGUCAGAGAACAUCUCUCAUGGGCUGCUGCUCAGAAAGGCUCCGGUGCUUCAGUAUCUUUACUACCUGGCUCAAGUUGGCAUUGCCAUGUCGCCACUGAGCAACAACAGCCUGUUUCUGAGUUACCACCGCAACCCGCUGCCAGAAUAUCUGUCCAGAGGCCUCAUGAUCUCUCUGUCUACAGAUGAUCCUCUUCAGUUCCAUUUCACCAAGGAACCCCUGAUGGAAGAGUACAGCAUUGCAGCUCAAGUGUGGAAACUGAGCUCAUGUGACAUGUGCGAGCUAGCAAGAAACAGCGUCCUCAUGAGUGGAUUUUCACACAAGGCGAAAAGCUACUGGCUUGGCCCCAGUUAUUGUAAGGAGGGUCCUGUGAGCAAUGACAUCCGCCGCACCAACGUCCCUGAUAUCCGUGUGGCGUACCGCAGUGAGACGCUCACCGAGGAGCUUCACCUCAUCACUCACGCUGUGCGCACGGAGGAGCUGGACACUAUUGAUGAGGAGGACUCUCUGACCAUGGGUCCUCUCUCGGGGCGGCGUUGAAGUCACAGUUGCAUGGUUUCUCAAACCUGUGGCUCACUCAGCAUGACACUGAAGACACACGAUGUGAGAGUAUUUCUGCCAUUUGAUCUUUUCAACAAAUACCACUAAGCAUCACUGUAGAAGUGUGCCACACUGACAGCAACCCAAAAAGCCAAGGUUACAGUGCUGCCAGUCUUCAACUUCUAUAUAAUGUUGCAAGUAAAAAAAAAAUCCCUUGUUUUAUUUAACCCCUUAACUUGUGUUUCUUGUGUUCUCUGUGACAUGCCAAAUCUGAGUCAGCAUCAUGAAGGUUUGCAGGGAUCAGCAUCAGGACUCAACAUUUAACAGCUGGAAAACAUGCAGUUGAAUCCGCUAAUUAUUUCGCCAAAGUUAUCACAGGAUCCCUUUUAAUGUUUUCUGUAACUUACUUGCACAAUGACAACCAGCACGUUUAAACAACAUCUCAAGCUAAACUUCCCAGUGUUGUUUAACUUUGACUAUAGAGUUACGCUGCUUAAUUAUCCUCACUGCAUCUGUUCUCUUUACAAUACAUUAUCAAAGGAUUAUAGAUGCAGGGUAAUUGUAAAAGCAUGUUGGAGGCUGGAUAUAUAUACCUGCACAGCAAACUUUAACAAAUUUCCCAUUUUAUUCUAUUGAAUGCUGCAGCACUGAAUAGCUGCCUUGUACAUUGCUUGGUGUGGUAUUAGAUCUUUUGCUGAAUUGCACAUUUACAAUAAACAUUCUUCCGUGAUUCUGUUGAGCUCAGAAAGUAACUUGGCCUUUAAGUUAAGCAAGACUUUAAGUGUCUGACUGCAAACAUUCCUUAAAGCAAGCAGAUCUCCUUAGCUGCACAUUAAAUUAUUCCUGGAAAAUUAUUUUGGUGUUAUUUUGGUUAUUUUAGUGGUGCAUGUCGGCAGUAGCACAGACCUGAUAGACAGAUGUGCACUGUAGAGCACAAAAAAUUAUGGAUGAAUACAGUUACAUCAUUGUGGCCAUGAAGCAUCCUCUGUAUGUCCGUAGGGCCCUGAUCACACUCAUUCCUUUUCCAGUCAAUAAACUGGAGAGUCACAGGUUUUCACUUUGCAUGCAGCUCACUGUUGAUAAGCACCAAGCCAAGACUUCACAGUGCCUUUUCAUCUUUAGCUCUGAGAGAUGCAUGUUGAGCUUUAUCUCUUUAUUACCGACAUUUUCUUCUCUGUGGAUAUACGUUGGGAAUGCUGGUGGAACUGAAAGCACCGGCUGUGUGCACGCUGUGAAAUAGCUUUCACUUUGGCCUCUCAGGAGGACGGUGGAUUUGUUUCAAGUGUUUCUGCUUUUUUGCAUGCCUGCAUGACUUAUGGAUGUGAGGAGAAAAUGAGUUGUUUACAUUAAGCUGUAAUGUAAAGCAUCUUAACUAGUCCAGGGGUGCCGACCAGCUUUAGCUUCUGAAUCUGUUUGCAAUGAAGUGAAACAGAUUUAAACUCAGCGCUGUAGAAAAAGAGCAAACCAUGCUGGGACAUGGUUACCUGUUGCAUGGUACUAUACAUACACACACACUCACACACAUUAUAUAUAUAUAUAUAUAUAUAUAUAUAUAUAUAUAUAUAUAUAUAUAUAAUUUUUUUUUAUUUUAAUUCAUCUACAAAAACAGGUCAAAAAGCUGGCAUCACGUGCCUCACACUCAUCACACUUUUCAACCUGCCACUGGACACAGUCCAGCCUCCAUCAAACUGUGAGCUUUGGAUUCUCCCAUAGGCUGAUUUUUGUAGUUGAGAUCAUAGGAAUGACUUAGAAAGUGUUAGCCUAUGUUUGAAUAACCAGCUGUACAAUAUUGGGCUGCACGUGUGUUUGCUUUAUAGAUGAUUGGGAUAAAAAAUGAGAAUCCACAUUUGCUGGAUGAGAACAUUGUAGCUUCUAAGGAUGCGCUGGAGUUGAGUACUGAACUCUGAGGAACUUAUGUGAUUGCUGAAUUUAAUCUAUAUAUUUUUAAAGGCAAAAUAGAGAGAAGAAAUUUUAUAUUCACAAUAUAUUAAUGUUAAUGGUAAGAGUUUCGUUUCUGUUUUAUUGUGGUUAAAGGUUAUUAUGAUAUCAAAAGCAGUUUUUUUUAAUAAGGUUCUGUUAUUGUUGGCUUUUAACAAGUAAUUGGACAUAAUGUUUUAGUCGUUGCUCUGCUUGUUUAUUGUGACCACAGUCAUUUUUUCCUCACGUUUUUGUUUUAUUAACCGGUUGUUUUAAUACAAAUAAAUUGUCCACAAUAGAUGGUGCCUCUUAAUUUAAAGUAGCUAGUCAGACAUAACAAACAUGAAAACUGACUUUUAUUAUGCAUCAUGAUUGUAGGGUUACUUUUUAAGGUUUUGUUCGGUGCAAAGUUUUUUUUUCAACCAACACUGUGUUAAAAAUUAUUUAAACCAAACUAUGAAUGGAUUGUAAUUUACACAGACUCGUCGUCUGCCUGCCUUUACAGUUUAAUUUCUUCAGCUUGUUCAACAAUCACACUGUUAUCUACUUGGUAGCGUUUAGUGAAGAAGUACAUUUUCAAUGAGUAAACUCUGUAAUACCAAACUGAUCAGACCUUUGUUCACUUUUCAUCCACUCAGCUUUACAACUCAUUUACUGUGUACAAGAUGUCCUCAUCAUAGAGCAUGCUACCUCACCGAUACUCAUUUCUCAGUAUUGCCUCUGUGGUGCCCAGUACUGUCCACAAACAAAUGGUUUAAAACAAAAGUUUCCAUUGCCCAUUGCCACAUAUACAUAUAUAUAUAUAUAUAUAUAUAUAUAUAUAUAUAUAUAUAUAUAUAUAUAUAUAUAUAUACACACACAUAUAACCUAAUAUCAGCCAUUUUCAUUUGUGAAAAUAUUCAAAUAGUCAUUUAGAUCUGGAUUCUUGUGAAAUUUUCUUAUUGCUUUGUCCCAGUGAACAGGCAGACAGAAAAGUAAAUGGCGUUAUGAUGCUGCCAUGUGUCCACUGAGCAGUAACACUGUGACUACAUAAACAAAAACUAUCUAUUAAUCAUAUUCGAACAUUAUUACGACACUAUCUACAUAUGAAUCUUGUUCAUGUUUAGUUAGAUUUUAUUUCUGCCUGCUAACUUCAUGGUGCAUUUAGUAUUAGGAAUCUUGAAGAAAUGUUUGUGUUCAGCUGAUAUUUUUCUGAAAAGUAUGUUUUUACACAGUUGUGUCACUUCUUUAACAAGUAAGCUUAAAUUUGAAUUCUGCCUAUUUUUAUGUCCAUUGAUAAUGUAGCCUUAUUAUUGCUUGAGAUGGACUGUCAGCAUUUUACAAAUUCUGAUAAGGUUCCUGUAUAUUGUCUGAAUAAUUAAAUAAAGCAUGUUAAUUCACUA